UCCCUCACCCUAUACACUCAUGGUAAAGAAGAUAGGAGAGGUGGGGGGGGGGGUAGACGUGCUUGAUCCUAGGGUAUUUCAAUUCUUUCCAAGCUCAGCGAGGCCCGAUCUUGAACGAAGGUUUUCUCAGUCUACCCCGGAGUCUACCACAAUGUUUGCGCUUUUCCAGGAAAUAAGGCAGCCAGCUAUAUGGGUGUAAUCAGUAGUGUUUGCAGUAAAGCUUCUAACAUAUGUGUUUACAGCCAAAAUAAAGUGUUAUUUUUAUGACGUAUUUUGAUUCGAUAAAUCACGAGGUAAACCUUUUUAUAUUUAUUCAUCAUUCUUUUGAUCAAUAGACUUAUCAGUUUAAGAUACUAAAAUAGACUUCGACUCACUUCGAAAUACACGUACUCAAUGCACUUCUCUUGUUUGGUUAUUUCGGUGUGUGGGUUCAAGUCUGUUUUGACAAGUUGCCAGACGGCAUAGUUAUUUCUACUUUCUAGGCUAAACAUUGCAUUCCAUCGCGAUUGUAACCAGGAUAUUUGACCCAACAAUUUCCUGCCUGGGAAGACCCUGGAUGUCGAUUUAUCAGUUAAUGUUUAGUAAGUUGUCAGUUAAAGUUCACGUGGUUUUUCUAAGUUUGUCACGACAGCUGUGCCGUCCUAUAGACUGACCCGUAACCUGUAUGAUGUUAAUUAGCCUUUGUUAAACAGACUACACGGAAAGUGUUUAUAAUCUUUUAAAGCGAUUUCAUCAGAUGGAUACAGCUGCCGGGAAGUUUGAAGACAAAGCGACAAAGGGACAUUCAUCGCAUGAACUUUAGACCGAGGUCACUAUGAGGAUAUGCUACCAAUCGUGGAAAUACCAGGGCAGAUCAUUAUCGUUUUAAAACUACGUUAAAAAACCCCCGAUACAAAAACAAUCCACGAGCGAGCUGACAAAGAAAUCAAUUCAAACGAGACCUAUGACAAGGACGUGAUUCCCACCAUCGACGCACCUAUAAUAUCUGAAUAUAGGGCGUAGACUAAAACAAAGAACGGUGAAUUUUUCUAUCGAGUCUAAUACUAAUACCAUCCGGAUGGACGUCAGAAGGCUGUUUAUGCUGUGAUAUUUGUGAUGAGAUUGCAAGUCUACAACACUAUUAAGUAGAAAUACGAUCUCAAUAAGCGAAUAGCAAAGCCUGUAGUGUAGACUUAAAAUAGUGAUUACUGAGCUAUUACCGGUUUCCGGACAUGUGAACUAUUAUUAUUGUGUUCGUAGAUAGUACGCAUGUAGGGUGUCUCUGCUAUCAGACGUAGACUCAUUUCAAUAUCGACGGUCGAUCCAAGCGAACAACAAAAUUAUCAACACUAUCUGUAUAAAGAAAUCUGCAAUAUUAAAACAUUUCUAGUCAGUGCAGAGAGGCAGUAAAGAUACACACGGGACCUCAUAUAGGCAGCUAUUUUUAGUCAAGGAUAUUUGCCAAUAUUGAUCAGUUCAGAAGAAGGAAUUGGCAUUGAUUUUAGACACGGGUAUGAAUCGGGAAAGUACUUAGCUUUGUUAACUGAAACAUAAACAUCUGGCGAUUCAUCGACUCUGCGAGGUUUUGAAUGGAGUAUUUAUAUUGACGACAUACUAUACAACACUGAUGACACCCAAGAGACAGUUACCGUGUAUUUGAGCUGUUUUAAUACAGGCGUGCGCUACUUGACAACCAACCAGGGCGUGGGCUUGAACGAAAGAACAUUCGUAUCAAUAUUCAACAACAAGCACAAGACAUAAGGAUGAAAAAGUCACCACACGGAAGAAUUCCACCUGCCAUCACGAUAACACCUACCUUGGAGAAGGAGGCCACAGAAAUGCAAAGCAUUCCAACAUUAAAACACACUCCCGGACUUCUCACACCUGGGACGAAGCGCAAGCAUGAAGAUGAUAUUGAUGACUUCGAUUACGCUAAGUACAAAUUCAAAAAGAAAUGGGCAAUGAAGGUACAGAGGGAGAAGCAACUUGCAGCACAAAUGUGUCUGGGUUCAACAGAGGACACACCCCCACCGACUCCUACAUCGCCUGGAUAUACCUGCUCCACUAUUGGGGGCACUAAUACACCCUCUAGUAGCCCAUUACCUUCGACUGUGUUUAAGUUUGACUUCAUGAAAAAUGGAUUCGAUUCAACGCCAAGUACUCCCUUGAGUAUUGAUUCUAAUAGGACUAGUUCACCAUGUAAUAGAAUAAGUUCUCCUUCAAUGCGGCUCCACUCGCCCGGAUACAGGACUUUAUCACCCGGCCCAAGAUCAGCAACAUUUCCACAGUCCAAGCGCACCGUCUCCCCAACUACCCGUCCAAUGAGUGCACGGUUAAGCCCAGAGAAAACACUUGGUAUGAGGUAUAGAGCACCUCCUUCUGUGUUUACAUUUGAUAACGCGCCUACGUAUAUGUACAGGACGCUCCCCAUCUCUAGUUUCUCAUCAACUAUUCCAACAUUUCCCAGUGCCUCAACAUCAUCAACCUCGAAUAUUUUUCGCAGCGUCACCGAGCUCUCAAAAUCUCAUUGCCAAACACAGAACAAUGAUGCGAAACUGCACCAGGCAAACCAAAGAAUCUCACAAUCCAAUGGCUGUAUAGAUCUCACAAUGCCAAAGACAAUAGAUCAAAGUAAAGAACGCUUUGAAGCCCAAGAAGAUGUUCCUAUUGAUUAUAGUAUCAAGUCUAGUGGUGCUCCAGAACGCCAGGUGGAUUGCAAGUUUGUUGCUCAAAGCCUUCCAGUUCAUUCCAGUAGUAACAGUGGCAACGACGAUCUCCGUCUCUUCAUCACUGAUUUACCAAAAGAUCCUCGAGACUGGAGCAGACAGGACGUUGGAAACUGGCUCAAGUAUAUGAAGUACUGUAGAGGUAUUCAGGGUAUAAAAGAAGAAAGAUUCCCGAUGAACGGCAAAGGAAUUUGUCUCAUGGACCUAAACAUGUUCCAGUAUAGAGUACCCCAAGGAGGGCAAAUGCUAUAUAGGGACUUUGAAAUGCGACUUUGUGCUGCCGUAAAUGGCGUACACUGACCAGAUACAUCUCUCCCGGGAUUGAGCAGACGUGCACUCAUUGACUAUUAAAGCUGAAUUGCACCGAACGAAACAUUUUGGGAGUUGAUGUCUCAGAUAAAAAUAUAAUCCAAUGUGACACGCAUGAUGUAUAUCUAACAAUUGUACAUUUUUGUAAAUACGAAUACUAAGAUAAUCGUUAUGUACUGAACCCAGACCAAACAAAACGGCUAGUCCGUUACUUCAUUACUUCAAUCUAGCAACUCUCUGUACUUUAAUGUGACCCAUUAAUACAAAAAUCCAUUCAGACCAGUGAUAUUAAUUCAUCAUAUUAAUGUCUAGUUUUGAGUCCUGUUACAGUUACACACAUGAACAAGUAAUAUUUCAAUUAAGAUUCGUUGACACUGCAACUGUUCAGUAGCUUCCUCCUAUGUUAUUUCACUAAUUAAUAAAAUAAUACUAGUAAGAUCUCACACGUAUAUGUUACGUACGACAAUCGUACUGUUUGUGCUAUGAGAUAUUGACAUCUUAACAUACAGUUGAUAAACACGUUAACAGUAAGGAAGAUUUUUACUAUACACUUUAAUGCACAGAAUUCACCUCGACCAAUACCAAAUCAUUAUUGGUAAUGUACAUUUAAUUGCACGAUGCAAU
Messenger RNA from Owenia fusiformis, 3638 nucleotides. The record is from the annotation of a GenBank genome assembly. Lineage: Eukaryota; Metazoa; Annelida; Polychaeta; Sabellida; Oweniidae.